CUCUCAAACCAUCAACAGAGCGCCUAAAAUCUAAAGCACGAGAGAGAGAGAGAGAGAGAGAGAGAGAGAGAGUGAUGGCGUCGGGAUCUGCAGAAGCGUUUUGGAGCGAAGAAGAUCCAGCUUCGAUCGCGGAGACGACGGACGUCGAGCUCCUGAAGAGGGCAUGGCGGAACGAGAAGGCCGCUCCUGAAAUUCUACCCUUCCAGUCCAGCUUGGUCCACCGAUCAAGGGAACAGAUCCAAUUGCUGGAAGAAACUGUGGAGGAAUUUGCAGGAAAUGGUAGCGACGAUCUCAUCGUAUCCCUUUACCAGAUGGACUUGGACCGCAUGCUCUUCCUUUUAAGAUCAUACCUUCGGAUUCGCCUCCUAAAGAUUGAGAAGUACAUGCUUCACAUUUCAAAAACUCAACUUUGGAACCGCCUUUCUGAACAAGAACAGAAGUUUGCCAAAAGGUGUACUGAUAUUAUGGAGAAGCAUCUUGAACAAUCUGUACUAUCACGGUUGCCUUAUGGUUAUCAGUCCAUUCUGAAGCAAUCCAUCUCUAGUGAAGAGGACGACAUGGUUCCAGAGCCCCAGUUGGACACCUUCGUCUUCUGCAAAAGCAAGGGAUCCAUUGGAGCAUUCCAGCUGGAUGACACCGGUGAUGAGAUUGUGGACCUAGUCGCUGAUGACCUUUACGUCCUCCGCUACAAGUCGAUAAAGGGGCUUGUGGAAGGUGGGCGGAUCGAUCUUGUCUGACUUGCUGGAAAAGCCCGUAUAUAUAUAUAUAUUUUCCUCACAAAUCCUGCAUGGUGGAAUGUCAUUGGCCACGAGAAAGGUAUUUCAGCUUCUUUGUUGAUCACGUAAGCAUUUGAUGCUUCUCAAGUCAAUUACAUGCCACACGGUCAAGUAGAUGUGACCACUCACAGUGGAAGAUAGUAGCCUUUCUGUCACUUUGAAUGUAUGGUUGUGAUUGAGGCUUUCCAACCUCUUUAAAUGUGUUAUUUCCUUGAAAAUUCCUGAUGAUAUCAAGUAGACCCGGUUGCACAGAAA
Magnolia sinica is the source of this 1031-nucleotide messenger RNA. RefSeq names its product DNA replication complex GINS protein SLD5. The coding region runs from base 75 to 737 and encodes 220 amino acids. Gene Ontology annotation, cellular component: GINS complex. Gene Ontology annotation, biological process: DNA-templated DNA replication; double-strand break repair via break-induced replication. NCBI's taxonomy places the organism in Eukaryota, Viridiplantae, Streptophyta, Magnoliopsida, Magnoliales, Magnoliaceae. The record is from RefSeq and is a predicted model, not a curated record. The transcript is spliced from 6 exons.